Messenger RNA from Sus scrofa (pig), 5619 nucleotides. Lineage: Eukaryota; Metazoa; Chordata; Mammalia; Artiodactyla; Suidae. The record is from RefSeq and is a predicted model, not a curated record.
CAUAUGCCAUGGGUGCGGCCAUGAAACAAAAUGCCAAACAACUCCUUUGGGCAAGGUGUUAACAAAAAGAACUUCUCCUCCCAGAAGGACUAGCUACCAUGAGGGACCUUGCUGGCUGUAUCGCAUGCUUCGUUCAUACACAGAGUGGUGUGGGGUUUGUUGACUCUGCAGGGGGUGGUUUCAAGUGCUGGAGGACUGCUGGCAUCUGGAAAUGGAUGAGAAAUCUACUUGUGACUGUUGAUGUAGUGAAUGCCUAGAGACUGUUUUAGCCUUUUAUCUUGGUUGGCUCAGGAGAAGGAGGCCCUUAGGGAUUGUCUCCCUGGGGCUGUAGGCAGCAUAUCUUUAAGCCUUUUCCAGAGCUCCCUAGGAAGGGUGAUCAUGCCACUUGGCUGGAUGUUGGUAGGGUAGCUCCUGAGAGCCCUGAGUUGAUACUGAACCUCCAGCUCUGGAACUGCAGCAAUGCUGGGAUCUCCACUGGUUUCUUUCUAAUUCCCUGGGCAUCUUGGCACAGUGCUGCUGAGAACCAGCCCUCGACCUCUGCUUGAGGGUCCUUCCUCUGAAGACAUCACCAGCGUGUGGAGCCUGCCCCACACCCACCCCCUGCCAAACCACGGCCUUUACCUGUGUCUUCCGGUGUUUCCCGUGCGACCCAUCCUGUGGGAGUGCCUCGUGGGCUGCCCCGGAGUUCACCCCACGCUCAGCAGCACCAAUGGUGAAGAUGACAAGAUCCAAGACUUUCCAGGCAUAUCUGCCCUCAUGCCACCGGACCUACAGCUGCAUUCACUGCAGAGCCCACUUGGCCAAUCAUGAUGAACUUAUUUCCAAGUCGUUCCAAGGAAGUCAAGGACGAGCAUACCUCUUUAACUCAGUAGUGAACGUGGGCUGCGGGCCUGCGGAGGAGCGCGUGUUGCUAACAGGACUGCACGCCGUCGCCGACAUUUACUGUGAAAACUGCAAAACCACUCUGGGCUGGAAAUAUGAACAUGCCUUUGAAAGCAGCCAGAAAUAUAAAGAAGGCAAAUACAUCAUUGAGCUAGCACACAUGAUCAAGGACAAUGGCUGGGACUGACCGGAGAGCAUCUGCCCAACCCCGUGUCCACGUGAACGCCAUCCAACUGAACAUUCUACCCAAGCGUGAGAGAGUGACUGAACACUUGGUUCCAUCCAUUUAGGGGCCUUGCCAUCGGGGGCAUUCUCCCACCCUGACGCCAUCUUGCUGGUGACCGGCCUCUAAAUCGCUGUCUCUCUGUCUCUUUGCUUUGUCUCUGUUUGUGAGUUGAUCCUGGCUUCUCUCUCUGUUCUAGUGUUAGCGGAAAACAAAACAACGAAAGGAACAGAUGCCUGCCCGCACGGUGGCAGCCCCCUUGGAUGAGGGCCCCAGGGCCUGGGAAGAGCCGCCUGGUGGCCUCUUGUCAGGAGAGCAGUGGCACAGCACGGGGGUGUGAGGAAGAGGGGGACCGCAAGGGGCCCAGGUGGGUAGGGGAUGGGAGAGGGUCGCGCGAGGGACAAACGUGUGCUGCUCCUGGACACCUGGUAACUUAGGCUUGAAAUGGUCGACUUGUCUAAAAGGACAACGAGAAAAAGCAAACGAAAAAAAAUACCUCAUGACUGCAUUCUCUCUGAUCAGAAGCUUCCGUUCCUGACACCCAGUGUGCCAGGUUCGCACGUGAGCACAAGGAGGGGCCCUAAUUCUGGAUGGCGGGGCAGGGUUCUGCCUCUACCGGUCCAAGCUGGGGCGCGUCCUGGGAGGGGCCCAGAUGGUGUCGAUGACCCUGACGCUUCCCUGCUCCUCCGGGUCAUCUUCUUUGCCUCUCCAGCCGCUGUAGGUGACAGGAGAGGGGACUGCCACGUGCAGUGGGUGCAAGAUCCCGAUCUCCCAAAGGCUUUGACCCGCCCCCAAGGGAAAUCAAUAAUCAAGGAGACCAGGGAACAAAGCAGGAGGGGGGUGGGGGGGGCCAUUUGGGAGCUCCCUCGGAAGUGGCUCGGAAAAUGGGCCAGAGGAAAGAAAAGGUAGAGCCCAUCAGGAAUUCGGACUUCUCCUCCCUGAACCUUAAGAGAAGAGCACUGUGGCAAGAAAGGGGGGCGGGCCAGGGGCAGUGCCAGGAACCGUCUAGGUUGGAACCAUUACAGGUUAGGCGCGUCUCUCUUCUUUGGCAUGCGGUGGUUUCACGGAGAUCCGCAGUUCCUUGUACAUAGAGCUUGGGGUGCUUUUCUCCAUCCGUGCAGAUUGUGGAAAACCAGGUCCCAAAGCUUCCAGCUGAGUGCGCCCCCUGGCCGGUCAAUUUCUCGUGCCCUGAGCGGUUCUCCUUGUACUUGGAUGUUGUGUGUGGAGGGACGUCUGUCCGUGUGGUUCAGCGAUAGGGAGGCUUAGCUUUGAUGUCCUUUGGCAAGUUAUGAAUUCCAGUGUUACACCCCCUCAUCCAAAGUUCAUGCUAUUAGGGAAGGGGACAGCAGGUCCCCGAAAGGCUCAGGAGCGAGAGAGGAGUUUGUUACGUUUAAUCAACACUGUGAAGUCUGUUCUACAGCAAUUUAGCCAGUACGCAGGGCAUGACCGAAGCUCAUUUAACGGAGUUCAUUUCACUGCGCAGACCGAAAAUAUUAUUAUGACUAAGAUAGGUGUAGGUUAUGUUAGGUAAUUCUCAGCUUCUCUUUCUCCAGAUAGGCUGAUUCCCCUAGGAAAACUCUCCUGAAAAAGUCACAAAAGAGUGAGUUCACAGAUGAGAAUCGGUGAAAAUUCUCAACCGAGAUGAAAGCAGCCAAUCCAGGACAUUUUCAGAAUUGAACCAAAGUCCCAGAGGGAGCGAGACUGUUGUGGCAGGGCGUUUUUGUGUCUCUGUGUGCUGCCGGGUGUUGGGCAGAGGGGCCUGGCACAGUAUGGUCCUGCCCUGGCAGAGCCGGGCCGCAGGACUGUUGGGAAGCUGGGGAGCCCCAGGUUCAGCCGUGGACAGCCUCUGUAAGACAAAGCGUUCUUAAAAGAACCGAAGUUUGUUCCCAAAGGCUUCUUACCCACAUCUUCCAGUGCUUUCCUAGCCCUGGGGGAUUAAAUGUUCUCCCCACAUUACAAAAAAGCAGACUGAGGUUCCCAGGAUCCCAGAGAUAUGGUUGCCAGGCCCAAGAUCUCGAUAAGAAACAUUUUCAACUUUCACAUUCCUAAGCUGGCUUGCCAGCACAGAAAUCACAGGCUCCCUUCUCCAUCCCAGCCCUGAAGGUAGUGGCCCUCAUUUCUGAUUAGCCCCUUGACUCAGGGAAUGUCCUGGCUAUUGGUAAUCCUUUCCCUACAAAGAAAACAUGGAUAGGCAUGGAAAAAGGGAGUGUGGUGACCUAGAAAUCUGGACCUGAAGUGCCCUGAAUUUUCAAGGGGCAGAGGAGACCGAAGCGCCACUGUUCUUCCAUGGGGAUGGGGCCUCUGACUGUCGGCAUGGAUCAGAGCAGGCUCCAAUUAGACCCUGGUUCUGGUGGGUUUUUUCCAACGUCUAUCCAUUGAGCAUCCAUUGGGUACAUGGCGCCAUACUUGGUGCAGGAGAUCUGAGCAGGAUGUUGGUACUCCCGUAACUACAGGGGAAAAAAAAGAUUAGGCUUUUUCCCUUUGUGUCAAUGAAACCAAAAGUGCUUCUUAAAACUUUAGCUCCAUUCAUGGCUUGUCUCACCUCAGUCUAGUAUGGGAGAGACCACAGCUGAGCGAUGGCGAAACAGCCACUCAAGGCCUCAGUCAGUUCUUGUUUUAAUUUCCUCACCAAAUUACUGACUCAGAGCAUAACCAAAGACCUCAUCCAUUCACCCCUGGUGGGUUCUUCGGGGAAUUGAAGGUCGGUGGUAUCAAUUAGGCGGGGCACCGGGAGCAGAGAAGCGAGGAAGGGAGAGACGUGCAUGAAGUUCUAUACCUCAGCCAGCAACUGCCUUCACUUUCAACUCAAGUCCAGCCGGCAGACUCUAGUUCUAUGUCCCCCGUGCCACCCUAGGGCCUUGGCGGCUCUGGAUUACACCCAACCCCGCAGGAUGCUAGUCUCAGGCUACUGAUGGGUUUGAUUUGACAAUACAUCAAACACAGCCAGGCUUGACUGCCAGAUUGUCAGCUGGGCCUGACCGAGGGCUUCUCCAGCUCCUCCAGUAAGAUCCCUAAGAUAGGAUAGAGGAAAUCUGGACUGGUGGGUCCGUGUAUGAAAGAGACGUGUCCCCUUUAGAAAAAGAUUUUCAAGCGGAUAUAGAAGAAACAGUUGCUUGUGAAAUAUACUUUUGUAAAUAAUAUUUAAUUUUUUAAAAUAAUAUAUUUGGUGCUGUUUUCUCAGAUCCCCUGAGAGCACUUUUUAUUUUCAUUUUUAAAAUUCUAUGGUUUCCUCUGCAUUUCUUGAAGUAUAUUUUAAGGGAAUCAGUGAUCACCAAUAUACUCUUUAAAAGAAAAAAAAAAAAUCUCCAUCACUUUAGUCCAGACGGAGGCAGUUAAGCCGCGCCUCUCUGCAUUUCUUUCCAAAUGGAACAGACUCUGCAGUACGUUACCAGGUUGAGAACUGAAAUAUGUUCUUGCACCACUAUUGGCUAGAAAAGAAAAUAAAUAAAAUCAAAUUUAGUAACAAUUUAGAGUGAUUCCUCUUGGAAGAAUUUCCAACAGAUUUGGAGUCUUGUUUUUAAGUGUGUGUGUGUAUGUGUGUGUAAAGCAUUUUGGAUUGUGCCUCCUGUUUUCAUUUGGGGGGGGGGGACACUAUACCUGCAGUUUACACCCUGGGCACAUAAGACUUCUUCCCUUUCUCUCCGGUGGUUUUGUUUCCGAGUGGACCAACAGCAUAACCCUCAAGGAUCUUGUUUUCCCGAGCAUGGAGCUGUUGCCUGUUUGCUUCUUUGUCUUGUCUUUGCGUGCUCAGCUUUUACAGAAGGAAAAUCUGUUGUCUGUGAAGAUCAAGCAGAGUCAAAGCUGUGUUUCUCACUGAGAUGUGAGUGUGUUCAUCACGGAUCCAGGGCUCCAGUUGUUGUGGAAGCCGUAUCAUGUUAAACAUUAACUGGUUGGGUUGAAGGAACAUCAAUGAAAUAAUACACAUGCCUUGUAGGUAAACAGCUUUUUUUUUAAGGUCAGAUUGCCUCAGGUUCAGGAAGAGGCCGGGAAAUCAAAUCUUAAACACAAUCAACUUAACGUAUUUUUUUUAAAAAGAGUCUGCCUCAAAUGAGGAAACAUGUUAGUGGGCUAGGUGGAGGAAGGAGAUAUUCUUCAAAAUUAAAAUACAGUCAUGAAAUCUGCCAGCAGUGAAUGGUAAAGCCAAGAAGAAACAAGCUGUUCUCAUAUUACCAAAUUCCGUCUGCCUGUCUGUUUUUGUAUAACAUUUUGGUUAAAGCGAGCGUCACUUCCCUUUGCCAACCUGCAGAGACUAUCUUUCAAUACAGAAUCUGUCUAUUUAUGCUUGUGUUUACAAACUGUAUUUGUUGGGUUUGGGUUUUGUUUUUCCUCUAUCUUUUAAGUGGCAUUUUCAGGUCACUUUGCUUCAAUAACAAAGAUAAUUUUCAAGUAAUUUGUCUUCACCUUUUCCUGUAUUUGUACAUAGUAAUUCAGUAUUAGAGAAAAGUGCAUUGUUUCUGUCAUAUUUCCAAUCUGUGUUGGUGCUCAUUUGAGAAAAUAAAGUUUUCCAAUAUUAA